GUCCUCACGGCGGCGAUCCUGGUCCAGGUCCUCAUCCUGCCCCAGAGCCUGCUGGUGCAGCGCCACAUGCACCGCCGCCACCACCGCCAGAUGCGCCACCAGCUGCACCAGCGGCUGCUCCUGGGCACGCAGGCGGUGGGGUUCCAGCAG
Messenger RNA from Prorocentrum cordatum, 150 nucleotides. NCBI's taxonomy places the organism in Eukaryota, Dinophyceae, Prorocentrales, Prorocentraceae. The record is from the annotation of a GenBank genome assembly.